Lecanosticta acicola is the source of this 1416-nucleotide messenger RNA. Lineage: Eukaryota; Fungi; Ascomycota; Dothideomycetes; Mycosphaerellales; Mycosphaerellaceae. The record is from the annotation of a GenBank genome assembly.
AUGACAAUUAACCACAGUCGCCGAGAAUCUUUCGAGAGCGAAAAGAUCGAAACACCAGACUCCUCACGAGCACAUUCGCAAGCAUUUCCUACCGACCUGGAGCAGCAGAAUACAAAUCAAUCACCCGAAGAUCCUUUGCGCACUUACAGUACCGAUGGCUCGCCGCUCGAGAUAUCACCCUCCCACCUCUCACAGCCGGCUAGUCUGCUAAUACCAGACGGAGGCCGCGUUGCCUGGCUGCAAGUCGUCUCUGGCUUCUUCCUCUUCUUCAACUCAUGGGGUCUGAUCAACGCGUUCGGAGCCUUCCAGUCCUAUUACAAGUCAACACUUAUCCCUGCAGAGACUAACAGCAACAUCUCCUGGAUCGGAAGUAUCGAAGCUUUCCUGCUCUGCUGCACCACAAUCUUCGCCGGACCAGCUUUUGAUCGUGGAUACGCAAGGACUCUGGUCAUAUCCGGCACAGUUCUAGUCGUUUUCGGGCUGAUGAUGACGAGCCUCUGCAAGACCUACUGGCAGUUGAUGCUUGCACAAGGCUUAUGCAUGGGCAUUGGACAUGGAGGACUCUUCAUCGUUAGCAUCGCGAUUGUGCCGUCCUAUUUCAGCACCAAGAGAGCCUUUGCGAUCGGUCUCGCAGCAAGCGGAAGCUCUCUCGGCGGAGUCAUCUACCCCAUCGUCUUUCAUCGGCUUGUUGGUCAAGUGGGAUUUGGCUGGGCGACCCGCGUCAUAGGAUUCAUGGCUUUGGCAACACUCCUGGUUCCCUCCACCUGCAUUCGCAUGCGUACCCGACCGCGACCGAGGAAGACGAUUAUCGAUUUCGGCGGCUUUCGAGAGUUGCCCUUCUCGCUCUUCUCGCUGGCGAGCUUUGUCGGAUUCAUAGGACUAUACAUACCUUUCUUCUACAUCUCGUCUUUCGCCUCCGAGAAAGCCGGAUUGAAUUCGACAUUGGCGUUCUACAUGCUUCCUAUCAUCUCAGCGGGAAGCACAGUCGGACGCAUCUUGCCUGGUUUCGUUGCAGACUUCCUCGGUCCGCUCAAUGUCCUCUCGAUCUGUACGCUCAUUGCCGGGCUGCUGGGCUUCUGCUGGAUCGCGAUACCAUCUCCGGCCUCAGUCGGGGGACUGGUAAUUUGGAGUCUGCUCUAUGGGGCUUUCAGUGGGGCAUUCGUCUCACUACAGCCGAGCACAGUCGUGAGCAUCACAGAUGACAUGAGCACCGUUGGAGGCAGGCUGGGAAUGAACACUUUCUGCGCGGCGCUGGGACUGUUGAUCGGAACGCCGAUUGCUGGAGUGAUUCUGGAGAAAGACCCUUCCUGGGUGGGAGUACAAGUCUUCUGUGGUGCUACGCUACUGGCUGGCGGUGCCCUUGUGCUCGUUACGAGAUGGUCGAGGGUGGGAAUGGAGAUUGUUAGGAAGGCUUGA